AUUAGGUAUUUACUGAUACUUUAGGUAUCGAAAAAAUUAUAGUAGUUCAAUUCUUCUUCCGGUAUGGAGUCAAUUCAUAUUCCAGUGUAAUGCUCAAGUGCGUGAUGGAGGAACUCAUAAGGUGUAUUUGCAGUUAAAAAGAUAAGACACGGGUGUCUAGUAUCUGUGAAGUAAAACGGAGACGUCCUUGGUGUGUAUGAAGUUCUGUCAAUUGGUACCAGUGAAGCUGGCAGAGGGAUGGAGUUGGUACCAGUGAAGCUGGCGGAGGGAUGGAGUUGGUACCAGUGAAGCUGGCGGAGGGAUGGAGUUGGACCACAUCCUGAUGAUGGCUGCUAUAGCUGAUAUGUGUGAGAACGAACAGUUGGACACUCACAUGGCUGUCGCUAAUUUUACCUGUACAGUAUGGCGACCUAUCUGUCUUUGAAACUACUGUUUGUAAUAUGGAUUUUGGAUGAAAUGGUAUGUGUUGUGUGGAGUAGCAGGGAUGGUGACUUUGAUUAUGAUGAACUUCCCGGAACACAACACGAAUUCAAGAUAGAAGUGUCAGCUGGAAAGGAGGAAUGCUUCGCUCAAAAAGUGGCAUCAGGAGCUAUGUUUCAUGUGCAAUACGAGGUUUUAAGAGGCGGAGAUAGAAUUAUCGAUAUGAUAAUGCUUGAUCCGAGUCCCAAGGUCGUCCAUCAUGUGCCUUCCAAAUCAGACGGAUUUAUGACCCACAAAGCCAAAACGGAGGGAUACUACCAGUUCUGUAUAGACAACACAGCCUACAGGUUCUCCACAAAGCUAGUGUAUGUCUACAUUGUGACGUAUAUAAUGGAAGAGUGGGCCCAGUAUAUGGAGGAAAUCCAGAGCGUCAGUCUCACCGUACAGAACUUCUCAAGAUCGCUGACUGGUGUACAGACCUCUAUAGAUACAGUCAGAUUCUACCAAUCAGAGAGUCGUAUGCACGUGAUACGAGAUUGGUAUCUAGCAAUCGGCAACAACAGCCACAUUAUGUAUUGGUCCGUCUUCCAGAUCAGCGUCAUCAUCAUUACGUCAUUAUUCCAGGUCGUCUGCCUUCGACGAUUGUUCCGCACAACAGCAAUGACUCCUUCCUCCAAACCAAGAGCGUAACAACCAAGUGGCAAUCAGAAAGAUACUUUAUUUAGAUAUACUAUAACAUCAGUAUAAGAUAAAUACUUAGUACUUGUAUAAAGUAUGUGACAAGUCCCUGGGACAGCAAUAUACUUGCGUAACUCAUGUUUUUGCGCAGUUUGACAGAUACUAUUUGCUUAAGGGGAUAUACUGCAUCGUCAUAAUGGCUGACUUCUUUUUAAAGCAAAUGAAAAUAUAAAUAUCAGUAAUAUUUGUAUAUUCCUUAAAUUGGGUAGUUCAGUCGGUUAAUGUGUCGACUGCUGAUCUGUAGAUCGCGGGUUCGAGUCCAGCAAGUUAUCAUUAUUCCUUUACUUUCUACUAAAACUGCAUUUUUUGACUAAAUAAAGUAAUUUUGAAAGUAUUGAAUUAAUUUUUUUUUAUUGUACUACAGAUCCUCCACUUUUCAUCCAUAUCAAAUUCCUUUGGUGUGUUAUUCAUCCUUAAAAUGACGUGAGCAACGAUGGUUAACUCUUUAAUUACAUUGCUUAUACCGGUAUUCAAAUCAAAGUAAUCUCAUCAGCUCUUCUGUUUUUAAGGAAACAAUAGAAAUGAAGUAUAUCAGAUAAUUUCAAUUAAAUUUAAAAAAAAAAAAAGGACUGUGUAUUGUUUGGACUUAAUUCAAACCCCUAAAAUUACUUUAAAUUUAAAGUCUUGCUGGUAUUUUUUUCCCUGUAAACAUAGAGCGUUUUGAAGAACAUCCUUUAUGUUGGUACUGUAUGAUGGAGCAAUAUUAAUGAUAGAAAAAUAAAUCACAUUCUCUUGAUCUUUCGAUGUUUUUGAAAUAAAGACUUAGAAACCAA
Molecule: messenger RNA, 1931 nt
Organism: Ostrea edulis (European flat oyster)
Lineage: Eukaryota; Metazoa; Mollusca; Bivalvia; Ostreida; Ostreidae
Product: transmembrane emp24 domain-containing protein 5-like
Exons: 5
Coding region: 403-1110 (235 amino acids)
Biological process (GO): intracellular protein transport; Golgi organization; endoplasmic reticulum to Golgi vesicle-mediated transport
Cellular component (GO): COPII-coated ER to Golgi transport vesicle; endoplasmic reticulum-Golgi intermediate compartment; Golgi apparatus
Source: RefSeq, a predicted model, not a curated record